This is a messenger RNA of Spodoptera litura, 639 nucleotides long. RefSeq names its product 40S small subunit processome assembly factor 1. Lineage: Eukaryota; Metazoa; Arthropoda; Insecta; Lepidoptera; Noctuidae. The record is from RefSeq and is a predicted model, not a curated record.
ACCACGGCGACUACGGUGAGACGAGAAAAAUAAAAACAAGGCAACGUGUUGCUAUUCUGUGCUAAUAAAAUAGUGAUUUGCAAUAAAAUCAAAGAAAAAUGUCAUUAAUAAUGACUAAAGCUGCACUUGCAAUGAAGAAUCCGGAGGUUAACUUUAAAGUAGUAAAGUUUGAAGCUCACAAGCCUAAAAAGAAAAAGGUUGCUGAUAAUAGUGAUAAUAAUGAAAUAAGACCUGGAAGCCAGCAGUCUAGCAAAGAUUUAGAUCUAAAGAAGAUUCGCCAUGAAGUUGUUAAGUUUGGAAUGUCAGGGUUUGACCCUACGAAGAAAGAAGAAGCCAGGAUAGCACUUGCAGUUAGUCUAGGUGCCAAACCUCCUAAAAAGGAGUAUGUAAACUAUAAAGAGCUUAUGGAAAAGAGGAAACAAGAGAAGAAAAAAGAGUUAGAAGAUAAACAGCAGAUGAGAUCUAAAAGUAUAUUACAGACUGGAGGCAAGAAGAAAAAGAAAGGAAACAAUGAUGUCGGACAUUUACUUAGCAGUUAUGGAAAGGUAAAGAAGAAUGACUUGAAGAAAGAUGAUAAAGGACCAAAAAAGAAGAAAAAGAGUAAAAUUAUUUGAAUAAUAAAUUAUUGUAAAUACGAAA